UGGGGACUUUGGUGAUGGCGUCCUGGCCUCAGUAGGUCCGUCAUUUUGAUGUGCGAGGUGUGUUUUUGUGAAAAAAACCCUUUAAAGGCGAUUUUUGCGGCUAGAUUUGCGUUUAGGGCUGCGCUCGCAUCGAAUCGCCCCGUUUGGUUGGCCUAGAUGUUGUGAAAAUAGCAACUUUCAGUUGUUGAAGAAUCACCCACUGGACACCAAAAUGAUUGUUCUGACGGUGAAGACGCUCGAUUCCCAGAAUCACACCUUCACGGUGGACGAUGAUAUCACCGUGGAGCAAUUCAAGACAAAAAUCGCUGAUACUGUUAACAUCCCGGCCGAAACGCAGCGCAUUAUCUACUGUGGACGUGUGUUGCAAGACGAGGCCAAGUUGGGGGAUUAUGAUGUCAACGGGAAAGUGGUGCACUUGGUGCAGAGGCCGCCCCCGAGUCAGAACCCACCGACCACGCGGGCCGCGUCCCCACAGCCCCCUCGAAGGGGUUUCCGGGGCUUUGAUACUGAAAACACCAUGUAUUUGGGGUCCAUGGCGUUUCCAUCGAACUUGAUGGAGUCCCAGGGGAUUGUGCCUCCGCCCCCGACGCAUAGUUUGGCUGGGAGUCGGCUCAAUGUGGCCAGAAGGAUGUUGCGACGUGCCGAGGCCGUUAUAAGCCUCCUAGAAAACCCCUCAGCCCGUCCUAACGAACAGGCAACGUCUGAAGAACAACAAGAAGAAGAAGUGACUCCAAUUAUUGAAGCUCGUGUUAUAGUUCCUCCUGGUAACAGUGAUUCAAUCGACGAGGCUAUGGUUUUAUCGGCUGUCCAAAACACACUAUUCGAUGCCGCUUCGGGCUCUAUACCAAUGGCAGCCGAAGUUACCAUAGAUGGAAGUGGGAGUUCACAGAAUUCUUCUGAAACACCACCUGCUGAAAGAUCGGCGUCGUCAACACCUGAAGAAGCUGCGCCGACGCCGACAACGUCCACGACGGCCUCGGAAGGAACCAGUGGAGAGCAGAGGAAUGGAGGAGUUAGUGCCAGAACGUUGGCAGAGAACGCUUCUCGAACGUCUGAAAUGGCCGAACUUUUGACAACUUUAAAUCAACUUCAAACCCGCUUUGCACCAUUUUUGGAACGCUAUCGCCAUUUCAUGGUCGAGGACCCCAUUAUUCCCCAGGAGAACGUGCGUCAGACCCAAGCGAUGCUAACCCGUGUCUCGGAAGUCCUUCACUUCCUAGGCCACGCCUACCACUCGCUCAGCGACAUUAUAAUUCGUGUACGGACACCACCGCCCCGCCCACUUCUCUGUCGUCCAAUCCUAAUCCAGCAUUCGGCCGUAGUUCAAGCCGGAAUACCGAUUCAAGUCGAGGUAGCACAAUUCAAUUUGUCGGAACGUCCCAACAACACGUCAACAACGACAAGCAGUGCUGCCACCACAACAACAACCGAAACUUCAACGAAUGCUGGCGAUGGAGGGGCGCGGGCUACGCUCUCAGCCCCCCAACCGUCUGUCAAUUUUAGGGGAUUCCCCUUUAUCCCAGCCGCCUCGAUGCGAGUCCAGUCGUUUCCGAUUGAAGUUCGGACGACUGCUAGACCUGUCAAUGUUGUGCACAGCACGCAAAGAACUCAAAAUAAUAAUAAUAAUAAUACAGUGGGGGCGUCCGAAAAUAGGACUCCGCCCACCACAACCCCGCCCACGACUAGCUCCACCUUUAAUAUGCCAAACUUGAAUAAUUCAAGUGUUGAGUUUUUCAUGGAAGUGACACCUGAAGUUUUGCAGGGAACUUUAAACGGCCCCCCACCCGAAUUUCUCCAAUCUCUUGUACAAAUGGCUGGUCAGAUAAUGAAUCGCAUUACCACAACCGCCCCCACUUCUGAUACCAACACAACAACAACAACUUCCCCCACCUCAAACACUGACUCCGCCCAAUCGAGUCAAGCCACGCCCUCGCAACAAACCGCAUCCGGUCAAAAUUCACAAGCCCGUGGCAACACCCAAACCAAUCCAACCACAGCCACACAUACGCGUUCAACGCCCCGCCCACAUGUUCAUCUCGCCCAGCAGGCGAUGCAAGGCGGCUUUGAUCCAUUCCUACCGUGUAAUUCGCAUCACGUGACACACAGAAGGCGGGCACAACAAGCCACGGCCACGCCCACUGUUAGACAACAGCAAGGGAGCCAAGCAACGGAAGGUGGGGAAGAAGGCGGGGAACAGAGGGAUAGAGAAAGGGCGGCGUCACAAAAUUUACAUAGUUUGUUUGAUGAGAUUUAUUCGACGUUACGGACGGCGUAUAGGAGACGAAGGGAGGGGAAUAAUGCGACAGGAGGCGGGGCUAGAAGUGAAGGACAGUCGGAGGGGAGUGGCGAAGAGGCGAGUGGGUCGACGGGACAAGCGACAGGGAGUGGUUUAGGAUUUGGGGGCGGGGCUACAGCGGGGACGUUGCCGCCUUCCCUAGCCAACUUGCUGCCGAAUUUGCAAAGUACUUUUGCGAACUUACCCAACAUGUUACAAGGCCCAACAAUUGCCGAUAUUUUGCAACAAUUACCACUUGACGAAUCAUCACAGGAAAAUCCUGGUGAAAGUAUAAUCACUGAUUUGAUAAUGUUACUGUCACGUAACUUGACUAUAGUUGAUAUGAUUACACUAAACACUGGAAAUUUCGAGCCGUUAAAUCGAGUCACCAACGAAAUUCAACAAUUUUUCACGACCAGAGUCCUGGACGGUUCGAAUUCUCCACAAGCUGUGAAUGCAGGUGUUGAUAGAUUUAUUAAUGAAAUGCAGCCGUUUUUCCAGAAUUUUAGUCGAUUAAGAGUUAACGACGAUAUAGAUAUUGUUAGGUCUGUGGAGACGCUUUUUAGAAGAAGACUGCCUGAUAUAAUCACAACUGCAACAAAUUUAAAUUCGUCAAAUAUGCGAACUUUAGUCGACCAGUGUUUAACUUUGGCGAAAAUGAUGUGUGCAUUGACCUUAACAGCAAGUGCCAAUGGACAACAAGGGGUCGAAGAGACGUUCCAGCAAAUUAUCACUUCAUACAUGCAAGGCAUUCCAACAGAACUCCAAAAUUGGACAAUGAUCACUAGUUGUGCGAAUCUCCAUCACUUUAUGGCAAAUUUAGGAAUUGAUCGAAGUGAAGUUGAACCAUAUAUUGUAAGAAGUACAGACGUCCCAAUGGCCACACCUCCCGACCCGACUGUACAAAAUGAAGUUAGGAAUAAUACAACACAAGAAGUUGAGAGUAUGGAACUAGAUGAAGCUGAGGCCACUGUUGAGUUGCCACCUCUAUCACUAAGUGAUGAUAGUGAACCUGUUCCAAAUAUAGUCCUAGGUUCGGAACCUUGGCACAGUCAAGUACCAGAAGAUUGGGUUCCAAUUAUUACAAGAGAUGUGCAAAGACAAAGACGCCAAAAUACACAACCACCAUUCAGUGAUGCUUAUUUAUCAGGAAUGCCAACAAAACGGCGUAAAAUUGUCAAUAGUACGAAGCCGCAAGGAAGUCUUCCUCAAGUUAUUGCAGAGAGUGUAAGACGUGCCGUAACAGUGACCGGCUUAUCGUCAGUGGCACCAGUGGAGGCGGUGUCCCAGGGGGCUGGGGAAUCCCUGGACGUCCAAGCUGCCUAUCGCAGUUUGCUCAGGACAACGGUCCAAUCAGCGCUCAGAGAUAACGAAGACUUCACACCGGAACGGUUUCCAAACGCUUCGACUUAUUUCAAGACACAGUAAUGUUAUUAUAUUCGAUUAAAUAAUAUAGUCUCACUUAACCGUUGUAUUAUCCUAUUAUUAUUACUAUCAUCACUGUAAAACUACUGGUUGUUAUUUAAAUAGUUUUCGUUUUUUUUUUGUUUCGUGGGUUUUUUCAAAUUAAGGUUUCAUUUCGUUCCAACAUCCAGUUGUAAUAAUUUAUUGUUCAGCUAUAGAUGAUCUAGACUUGUAUUUUUUUUAAACGAUGUGUUACGUGAUAGUGAUGGAACUGUGCUUAUGAUACUAUUUUACUUUGUUCUGAAACAUUUGUAAUGUUAGAAGAUUGAAUAAAACAUAAUUCACGCCA
Tribolium castaneum (red flour beetle) is the source of this 4028-nucleotide messenger RNA. RefSeq lists its product as uncharacterized. The transcript is spliced from 17 exons. Gene Ontology annotation, cellular component: BAT3 complex. The coding region runs from base 212 to 3703 and encodes 1163 amino acids. The record is from RefSeq and is a predicted model, not a curated record. Lineage: Eukaryota; Metazoa; Arthropoda; Insecta; Coleoptera; Tenebrionidae. Gene Ontology annotation, molecular function: misfolded protein binding; polyubiquitin modification-dependent protein binding.